AUGCCACGCGCUGGGGCGCUUCAGAGUGGAGUUACACCUCUUCACCGAGCGGCCGAGGUCAACAGCUGCCAGGUGGCUCAGGUUCUUAUCAACGCGGACGCCAGCGUGAACGUGAGGACAUCAUGGGGCUGGUAUGCCCCCCUGCACUUCGCCCUUAAAAGGCGAGUGAAAAAGGACAUACGCUCCAUUAGACCGCACCCACGCGUGGAAUUCUAA
Messenger RNA from Ectocarpus siliculosus, 216 nucleotides. Lineage: Eukaryota; Phaeophyceae; Ectocarpales; Ectocarpaceae. The record is from the annotation of a GenBank genome assembly.